This is a messenger RNA of Fragaria vesca subsp. vesca, 6670 nucleotides long. Its product is annotated as putative disease resistance protein At3g14460-like. The transcript is spliced from 17 exons. Gene Ontology annotation, molecular function: ADP binding; protein binding. Bases 1178 to 5380 code for a protein of 1400 amino acids. Gene Ontology annotation, biological process: defense response to other organism. The record is from RefSeq and is a predicted model, not a curated record. Lineage: Eukaryota; Viridiplantae; Streptophyta; Magnoliopsida; Rosales; Rosaceae.
GGUUCUCUAUGAAUGUUUCCUAGGUUGCUUUCAACAGGGAAGUUCGUACCCCUAGUGUCACUCUUGAAGGCGAUAUCUUUCAGCCCAGUGGUCUUUUGACUGGUGGAAGCCGCAAGGGUGGGGGUGAUCUGUUAAGGCAGCUUCAUGAGCUGGCUGAAGCUGAGCUAAAACUCUCUGAGCAUCAGAAAAGGUUGACUGAGAUUGAAGCUAAGAUAAGAGAGAUUCAACCUCUUCACAAGAAGUUCGUGGAGCUUAAACAACAGUUAGAACUCAAAUCAUAUGACCUUAAAUUAUUUCAGGGCAGGGCUGAACAAAAUGAGCAUCAUAAGCUUGGUGAAUUAGUAAAGAGGAUUGAGCUAGAGCUACAAGAAGCUAAUACUGCAGCCAAAGAAAAGAAACUUUUGCAUGAAGAUUGUAUGAAUAAAGUGUCAUUUCUUGAGAAAUCAAUCAAAGAGCAUGCCAACAGUCGGGAGGGAAGGCUGAAAGAUUUGGAAAAGAAGAUCAAAGAGACAAAAGCUCUACUCCAGUCAGCUUCAAAGGAUCUCAAGGGACAUGAAAAUGAAAAGGAGAAGCUUAUUAUGGAAAAGGAUGUUGUUUUAAAAGAGCUUGCAUCUUUGGAGCUCAGUUGUCUUCUUUGAGAGCACAAAUUGAUGGACUCAUUUCAGAAGUAGAAGAACAGAAAGAGAAGCUCUUGAUCUAAGUCACACCCAGAAUAUUGGAAGAAUGAUCAAAAGUCAUUUCCCACACUCUCAGCUGGAAUCAGAUCGAUCUGCAACAAGAAAGUCUGUCAUGAUCAUGAUCUAAGAGACUUGGCUCACCUUGUGGAAGAAUUAACGUUGCAAGUGUUUUAGUUGUGAUCUCGCAGAAGAAAUAAUCAACUUUUCAUUUUUGAAUACCAUCGAUUGUACAAAAAAGAAACGAUGGGGGAGGCUGUUCUUGGUGCAUUCCUCCCGGUGCUGCUUGAGAAGUUGGCGGAUCAAGAGAUCACUGAGUACGUUUAGAGGUUCGUCUUCUUGGAUUUGGAUCCCUAAACGAGUUCAUCUUGCUUCAAUUUGGACUGGUUGUGAUUUAAGCGGAAUCAGAGACUUGCUUACCAUCGAAGUGGAAGACUUCGCUGGUGCAUAUCAAAGUGAACUAGCUUUCAUUUUGAACUUUGAAGUACUCGUACAAAAACGCUAUGGAAGAGGCGGUUCUUGGGGCAUUGCUUCCGGUGCUGCUCGACAAGUUAGCGCAGCGAGAGGUCUUUCAGUACUUCAGACGUCUUAAGGGAGUCAACAAAACGGUGAGGGAGAAGUGGACUACGACGUUGACUGCAAUUGAGGCGGUGCUGAGUGAUGCGGAAGAGAAGCAAAUAACACAAAGAGGAGUGAAACUGUGGCUAGAUGAUCUCAGAGAUUUGGCUUACGAUAUUGAAGACAUAUUAGACACAUUUGCUACUAAAGUGCUGAAGCGAAGGAUAGAAAGACAACAUGGAAGAAAAAGCAAGUACUCAUGGAUCAACUCACUUUGUAGAGCUAAAUUCAAUUUAAGUUUGAACUCAGAAAUCCAGAAGAUAAGUGAUCGACUUGAGGAGAUAACUGCUCGAGAAAAGCAGUUUGGUCUGAAUAAGAAACUUGGAGAGUCUAAAAAGCCGCGGGAAAUGCCACCCAGUACUACAUCUCAACUACCAGAUGGACCUGUGAUCGGAAGGGAUGAAGCAAAGAAAAACAUUCUUAAUGAUGUGCUCUUAAAAGGCGAACAUAGUACCAGCAAUUUUCAUAACUUUUGUGUGGUUUCCAUUGUUGGUACGGGUGGACUAGGAAAGACAACACUUGCUAAAGAUGUCUUCAAGGAUGAUGCGACUGAACAAUUUCGCCCAAAGGGAUGGGUGUCUGUGUCCGAUGACUUCGACCUUCUAAGGGUGACAACUGCAGUUCUUGAAUCUGUCACAACAGGCGAUGUGAAGGAAUCUAAAGAGCUCAAUUCAGUUUUGAAAAAGUUGAGUGAGGAAUUGGCAGGCAAGAAGUUUUUGAUUGUUCUAGAUGAUGUCUGGAAUACAUGCAACUACGAUCAAUGGACAACAUUGCAGUCGGCUUUUCGUGUUGGAGCAGUAGGAAGCAAGAUCAUUGUGACGACGCGUGAUGCGAAUGUUGCAAAGAUGAUGGGAGACAAUAAACCUCAUAACUUGGAGUCGAUGUCAGGAGAUGGUUGUUGGAAGAUCUUUGAGCAUCAUGCACUGUUAAACAACAUAUCCCAAGAUGUUGAGUUGUUUAAGAAGAAAAUUGUAGAAAAAUGCAAUGGGUUGCCGUUAGCUGCAAAGACUCUUGGUGGUCUUUUACGUUGUAAAGAAAAAGAUGAAUGGGAAGAAGUACUAGAGCACAAGAUGUGGAAUCUAUCAGACCAGAUGGGCAUCCUCCCAGCAUUGAAGUUGAGCUAUCACUAUCUCCCAUCAAAUUUGAAACGGUGUUUCACCUAUUGCGCGAUACUUCCAAAUGAUUAUGAAUUUGAGGAGAUGCAGUUGGUUCUUUUUUGGAUGGCAGAGGAUUUGAUUCAGCAGCUACCAGAAGGAAACAAACAAAUGGAAGAUUUGGGACGUGACAAUUUUCAAGAGUUGGUGUCCAGGUCAUUAUUUCAAAAAUCAAGCAAAACAGAGUCGAAAUACAUAAUGCAUGACCUGGUUACUGAUUUGGCACGUUGGGCUGCAGGAAGCUCAUGUUCUAGAUUGGAGGAUAUGCAGAAUUAUUACUUGCAACAUAGAUGUUUGCCCAAGGUUCGUCAUUCGUCUUACAUUCCUGGAGAGUAUGAUGGAGUUAAGAAGUUUGAGGUCUAUUCUGAAGCUACAUCUUUGCGGACGUUCUUACCACUUUCACUUUCAUAUUGGAAUUAUAAUUAUCUGGCUCGGAAGGUUACUUCUGAUUUAUUGACCAAACUCCAUUACUUACGACUGCUCUCUCUAAAUGGAUACCGAAUAACCGAGUUGCCAGAUACAAUUGGUGAAUUGAAGCAUCUACGGUAUCUUGAUCUCUCCCACACUCGGAUAAGAAGUUUGCCAGACUCGACAACAACUCUGUACAACUUGCAGACAUUGUUAUUGAAAAGUUGUGACGAGUUGAAGGCACUGCCCACAAGCAUGAGGAACCUAGUUAAUUUGCGUCAUCUCAACAAUUCAGAUACACGGUCAUUGGAAGAAAUGCCUCCUCAGCUUGGUCAAUUGACUAACCUCCAAACAUUGCCUGAGUUUGUUAUUGGCAAAGGUAGUGGAUCAGGAGUAAGAGAGAUUGAGUCAUUAUCGCAUCUGCAAGGGACAUUGCACAUCUCAAGGCUAGAAAACGUGAUUUGUGUCGAGGAUGCCAGGAGUGCCAACUUAAAGAGCAAGGAAAGGCUUGAAGCCCUAUUUCUUGAAUGGUCUUCUUCGAGUGUCUCAACAGUAGAUGCAGCAAUUGUGCUUGACAUGUUACAACCUCAUAGCAAGCUCAAAAAGCUCACCAUCAAAGGUUAUGGUGGAUUGGAAUUUUCAACAUGGAUUGGGAAUCCUUCAUUCACUAAAAUGGUGCGGGUAAGGUUAGAACGUUGUAAUCAUUGUCAAUUCUUGCCACCAUUCGGACAGUUGCCUUGUCUCAAAGAACUUUGUAUACAAGAAAUGGAUGCAGUCGAGAGUGUUGGUAUCGAGUUUUAUGGAGAAGGUAACUUGUCGUUUCAUGUUUUAGAGACCCUGGAGUUACAUAAUCUGAAAAAUUGGAAGAAGUGGUAUCCUUGCCAACAAAGUGAGGGUGUUGAAGUUUUAUCUUGCCUGAAAAAGCUUUCCAUCAGGGGCUGCCCCAAAUUGGAGGGUGAUUUACCAGAGAAGCUCGAUUCAUUAGCACAGCUUGAGAUAGAUGGAUGUGAGGAAUUGGUGGUUUCAGUAUCCAAAUAUAAACAGCUUCAUGGAUCAAACAUCAGAAAUUGCAAGAUGGUGGUGUACGACACAAGUGUAGUUCAGUUUGACUUACUAGAGAGUUUGACAUUUUCAAAUGUAUCAGAAUUGAGAUUCCAAACAGAGACGUUCAUGAAAAGCUUGAAAAACGUUAAAGAGUUGAAGAUCACUGGUUGUGAGGAGCUUACACGUUGCUUUCAAAAUGAGGAUAGAUUACUGCAACACUUGAUUUCUCUUGGUUGUCUAUAUAUCGAAGACAACUCGAUCCUUGUUGAAAAGCUAGGGAUUGAAGCAGAGCAGUUGGUGCAAUUGCAAAUCCUGGAUUGCAAGAUUGAACGUCUGGAAUUAAGCAAGUGUGGAAGCCUUGUGAAGGUACCAAAAGGAUUGCAUCACCUUACAUCACUUAAAGAGCUGCACAUAAGUAAAUGUUCAAGUCUUGUUUCUUUUCCAGAUGUUGGUCUGCCACCUUGUCUCCAAGUCAUAGAAAUUCGGUACUGCGAAUCUCUUUCGCACUUUGCAAAAUACCAGAUUCCUCCCAGCCUAAAAAGAAUAGAGAUCAUGAAUUGUGGGAAUUUGAAGUCAUUAAUAGAGAAAGAGGAGGAGGUGGGUAACGGUUCUUCUUCUUCUUGUCUUGAGCAUUUGGAGAUAAGAAGAUGUCCCUCUUUGAUGUGCUUAUUAUGCAAAGAUCAAUUACCCAGGUCUCUUAAACAGCUUGAGACACGGGAUUGUGGACAGCUGGAGCUAAUAACUGAGAGGUUCCUCGAUGACAGCUGUCAACUCGAAAAAAUUAUCAUCUGGGACUGCCCAAACCUGAAAUCCUUACCCGAGGGAAUGUGCCACCUCACCAAUCUUCAGUUAUUAACUAUUGUGCGUUGUCAAAGUCUUGUUUCGUUGCCGAGAAUGAAUGUGUGGCCAAGAGGGAUACAUAUCCUAAAUUGCGAUAAAUUGGAGGUGGCACAGUUGGCGAGAGACAUGAUGCACAGUAAUCUUGUAUAUCUGAGAAUUGAUUACUUUGAAGGUUUGACAACUACAACUUCCUUCCCCACCAACCUAACAUCACUGUCAAUUGACAAGAUCAAGAAUUGUAAGGCGCUGAUGGAGUUUCAAGGGUUGCAGAGACUCGCCUCUUUGACACGUUUGUAUCUGAGCGGUGAAGAUGAUGGAGGUCUGGUGUCAUUUCCACCUGCUGCUGAGAAUUCAAAGGAGACGGAGAUACUGCUCCCCAGAUCUCUUGUUUUUUUGGGAAUUGAAGACUUCCCAAAUCUAAAGAAACUGAGCAAGGGCUUUCAAUUCCUCACCUCUCUUGAAAGUAUUUGGAUCUUCAACUGUCUGAAGCUUACAACCCUUCCAGUGGAGGAAGGCCUGCCUCUUUCACUUGUGCGACUUGAUAUUUACAACUGUCCUCUACUUGAACAGAGAUACAAAGGACGAUACCGGCACAAGAUAGCACACAUCCCUCGCGUAGAAAUUAAUUGGGAAGACAUAUAAGAGAAAAAGCCACACUUCUCGAUGGAGUGGUUUCCAGGUCUCCUAAUGCUCAAAACUGUUGAUCACAUCCUUUUCCUCCACAAAAUAUGAUAUUAAUUUGGAUUCUCAAUUCCAGAAAGUUUAAUUCUGUGGAAACAAUAUCAAAGAAACUUAGCUUCCAGAAUGCAAUUCCAUCUGGAUAGUCCUUUGCGUCCCUUGCGUACAAUAUGGGUUAUAGAGUCCUUUACAGGUCUCCAUAUAAUAUGACAUUUGGAGUCUCAACUCGAUCCCUUCCGGGAAGUUUGUGAUAGAAACAAUAUCAGCUCUGUCGAGGCAUUUUGUCACAGCCAGGAUAUAUGGUUCUGAGGAUGCCCUGGGAAUAGGUUUAACAGAGGCUAUUCAAGAUGGGACGGUGGAAAGAGAAAACAUUUUUGUUACCUCUAUGUUAUGGGGUGGUCAUCAUCAUUACCCUGUUGUUUCAGUGCUCUAAAAUGGUUAUGUUGGUUGAUAACUUGAUAUUGUGGACUUCAAUGGUAGCUUUUUGGCUGGUGCGAAUCUGAUAAUAUUAGUGAUACUAAGGCUGGGGGACUGUUUUAAUUUGUAUUGGUGAUUGAGUUGCGGAGGACUGGAGGCCGCUGUAAAGAAGAAGCUCAAUGUUAUAAGCGUUCAUCUGAUGAGUUCAAAGUCUUUGGUUGGAGUAGCUAGCUGGAGUUGCAUCAGAGAUUCAAAAGGAAAAGAAGGGGGUGUGACGUGUAAGUUAUGGUGAGCUUUUUGUUACAAACUCAGGGAAUCACCUCUUUGAAUUGAACAAGAGAUCUGGGGAGAAGCAUGAGUGAACACUGUGAACCCAAAGUCUCAUCUAUCUCAGCACAUUGCCCUCUCAGCACAUUGCCUCUCCCACUACCAGGACCACCAGAGAAUGAGGUCAACAUAACGUAACAACCUCUUCCAAGGCAACAUAACUGAUCAUUCAUACGAAUGACAUACUUCUUUGCUAUCAUUUCUGAGAAUAACUUGGUCUGAUUCGUCGAACGCUUCUCUUUUGGUUCAGAUGUUUUACUUUACCACGGUGAAUGAUCCUUCCUAGUAAAGCUUAUUCAUCUUCAAGACACGUACGUAUGAGAAACUUCUUGUUUGUUUACGUGUGUUGGCUAGAAUGAUCAUGCAAACAAUCUCACAGCUCUCAUUUAGGUACAAGUGGAUAUGUAAAACUGUGCUUCGAGUAGUUCCAUGGUGGUGGCAUUCAAAUGUUUGUGCCUAUUUCGACCCCUGUGCUCAGUUUGGUAUUCUAAAGCUUUGAAUUUGUAUGCC